Aspergillus tanneri is the source of this 945-nucleotide messenger RNA. RefSeq names its product M48 family metallopeptidase. The transcript is spliced from 8 exons. Gene Ontology annotation, biological process: mitochondrial protein processing; protein quality control for misfolded or incompletely synthesized proteins. The record is from RefSeq and is a predicted model, not a curated record. The coding region runs from base 1 to 945 and encodes 314 amino acids. Lineage: Eukaryota; Fungi; Ascomycota; Eurotiomycetes; Eurotiales; Aspergillaceae. Gene Ontology annotation, cellular component: mitochondrial inner membrane. Gene Ontology annotation, molecular function: metalloendopeptidase activity.
AUGCUUGCAUUUAGCCCCAAAGCCUUGGCCGCGGCAGCCAUUAGCAUGAAUCUGUCAUCUGCUGUUUUGGCAUGCCUGCAAGUCAAUGGGCAGCUGUGGACAGGCGGUGGCUAUAUUGCAACAUACGAUAACGGCGUUCAGACAUGCUAUGGCCACAUCGCAUCUGGAGACAACGAUCUUCGCAUGUUUCUCAGCGGAGAGGACAGUCCCCUAUUCUUUACCAUGACCGGUCGCCAGCGUUUUAACUGCAUAUCUGCGAAGAGCGAACGUAAAAUGGGCACAAAAGAGUACCAACAAUUACUGUCUGAUCUGCAGGGAAAGGUGCUUCCAGAGAACCAUCCCCUUACUGUUCAAGUGAAUCGUGUUCUUCACCGACUAAUUCCGAACGCACCUCUCGAAGGCGCCGACUGGAAGGUCCAUGUUAUUAAUGAGCCUAACGAGGUGAAUGCUUUUGUGCUUCCCGGGGGUAAAGUUUUCGUCUUUACUGGUAUACUACCCGUCUGUCAAGAUGACAACGGAUUGGCAGCCGUCCUUGGACACGAAAUUGCCCAUGUUGUGGCGCAUCAUCCGGCUGAGCGUAUGAGCCAUAAUGCUAUCUCGAUGGUGCUAGCGUUGGUUACCGCUCUCAUCCUUGAUAUAUCUGGACAGCUUUCUUCGAUGCUCUUAAGCCUUGCGUAUGGCUUGCCGAACUCCCGGAUCCAAGAAGCCGAAGCAGAUGAGAUGGGACUAAUGAUAAUGUCGAAGUCUUGCUUCAACCCAGAAGGUGCCGUUAAUUUAAAUAUCCCCGCCUCAGUUCAUGUCAACUCAUCCUUCGGUAAGAUUUGUUUUGCGCUACAGAACCUCUCAUAUAAUGUAUUGACGAGGGAUAAAAGCAUUACAACCGUAUGGAAGCUCUUCGUGCAGGUUCCAGCAUUCGAGAAAGCGUUCGGUAACUAUAGGUGGUAA